This is a messenger RNA of Brugia malayi, 1665 nucleotides long. It is a transcript of the gene Bma-ran-3, whose product is annotated as regulator of chromosome condensation, putative. NCBI's taxonomy places the organism in Eukaryota, Metazoa, Nematoda, Chromadorea, Rhabditida, Onchocercidae. Gene Ontology annotation, cellular component: cytoplasm. The record is from RefSeq and is a predicted model, not a curated record. The transcript is spliced from 10 exons. Gene Ontology annotation, molecular function: guanyl-nucleotide exchange factor activity. The coding region runs from base 1 to 1665 and encodes 554 amino acids.
AUGCCACCUAGAAAAGUAGCUCGUAAAGUGACACAACAACCAAUGGAAGUGUUAAAACAUCGGAAGACUGAAAAGAAGAAGGGAAGAAAACGAGAAAAGAAAAAGGGAAAGGAAACGAUAAAAGCUUCUUUAACAACAGCACCGAUAUCGUUAAUGGGAACACAAAAUGGAAUCACCAUAAAUAAAGAUGAACAUAUUGAGAUGGAAGAACCAGCGAUUUCUUCGUCACAAUCUUUAAUGAUGAACGGUGAAUACGACAGUCCGCGAAUGAGUGAACGUGGGAAGAAGCGAAAACUUGUCUCUUUGGACCUAAGCAACUCUUCUAUUGCAAAUCGAACUCUCAAUAGCAGUGCCGGUAGUUCAACCACCCGUCGGUUGAAAAAGUUCCAUUUGUCGGUUGAGAGUUUUUUGCCAACUGAAAAAGGUGAUCGAGUGUUGAGUUGUGGCGAAGGCGAACAACUUGGACAUCCAGGGCGCAGUACAACUCGGAAGCCUCGAGCCAUUAGUACGCUUCCAGAAGAGAAAUUAAUCGUUCAGGUAAUAGCAGGUGGAGUUCACUCAUUGGUGUUAAUGGAAGAUGGUACAGUGUAUGGUUGUGGAAUAAACGAAAAAGGUACUAUGCCGGCUGAAGGUGUCGAGCCAGAGGGAUCAUCGGAUAAACUGGCUCCAAUUAAAUUCAGUGACUUACUGAUACAGCGCCAUGGAAAGGUAGUUAUGCUUACCGCUGGUGCUAGUUUCUCGGCAGCACUCACUGAUAAAGGAAGUGUAAUUGCUUGGGGUAAUUUACGGGGUAUGUCGGGCUGCAUUGAAAGCCACGAAACUUUGCUGGAAAUGGAGAAACAACCAGUAGUCAUAGUGCAACACCAUCAAAAAGUCAUCGUAAAGAUUGCAGCAGGUGAGAAUCAUUUGGUAAUGCUAACAGAGAGUGGAGAAGUGUUAACGUUCGGUGAUGGCUCGGUUGGUCAAUUGGGCAGAUGUUCACGGGUGUCGCACAUUCGCUCCCAACGAAUGGUAAACGAUUCACCAGACUCGUUAAGAAUCUCAGUUUAUGAUAAGGGUAAAAAGAAACUGGUAUUAUUCGAUAAUAUUAUGGCCGGUGGAUUUUGGACUGCUGCUCGAUCUAUUGAUGGCGUUAUUUAUGUAUGUGGAUUGAACAAUUUUGGGCAGUUGGGUGUGCCAACACCAAAAGCGCUAGAAGAUGAAGAUGAUGAACCAGAACUGAAGAUAAUGCAUCCGAUUAAGGCGAGCGCAUUCGAAAGCACAACAGUUGUUGAGUUGAGUGGUAUCCAGCAUAUCAUUGCUUUGAAUACACAGGGUGAAGUAUAUGGCAUCGGGAAAAACACGGAUAAUGCGCUGGGAUUAGGCACGUGGAGUGGUAAGGAGGAUGACCAUUGGAAAUAUUCGGAACUACAAAAGAUCGAUGUACCGGAGCAAAUCAAGGGAAUAUCGGCUAGUCUUGGUUGCUCGAUUGUUUGGACUGAUAGUGGAAAUGCCUACUCUUGGGGUUAUGAUUCCUCCGGUCAGCUUGGUUUGGGGAUCAAAGAUGAUGAUGAUAAGAUGGUUCCGCGACCACAAAAGAUUACUUCGGCACACCUCGAUGGUUAUCGCGUUGUUGAAGUAUCAUUGGCCGAUAAUCAUGCUCUUUUCCUUGCUAAGAAGUUAUGA